Ipomoea triloba (trilobed morning glory) is the source of this 1783-nucleotide messenger RNA. RefSeq names its product SAGA-associated factor 29 homolog A. Gene Ontology annotation, cellular component: SAGA complex. The coding region runs from base 230 to 1036 and encodes 268 amino acids. The record is from RefSeq and is a predicted model, not a curated record. NCBI's taxonomy places the organism in Eukaryota, Viridiplantae, Streptophyta, Magnoliopsida, Solanales, Convolvulaceae. The transcript is spliced from 9 exons.
UAUUACAGCUUUACCAUACAACACAGUUAAUAAAAAGAAAAAGGAAUAAUCAGGGAGAAUUUUCAGGAGAACUAUCUGAGAAUCUAUCAUCGGUCUCCAUUUUCUCCGAUGGCCGUCGGCAAUGAUCAAAGUUGAGCUCUAGUGUUGCUCUCCGACUUCGAAAACCUAUUGUUCCGGUAGCUUCUAGCAUUGACGCGAUCUCCCGAGGCAAGCGAGAAGAGAAACUAGGAUGACGUCGCCGGACAUUUCCGAUAUGCUGGACAAAUCGAAGGAGCUCGAUCGUCUGAGGAAGGAACAAGAGGAAGUACUCAUGGAGAUCAACAAGAUGCACAAGAAGCUUCAAUCUGCCCCUGAUGUGGUAGAGAAACCUGGUGACAAUUCAUUAUCAAAACUCAAACUAUUAUACACACAAGCCAAAGAACUUUCUGAGAGUGAAGUCAGUAUCUCUACUCAUUUGCUAGGUCAACUGGAUGCAUUAAUCCCUUCUGGGCCUCCAGGGCAACAACGGAGAAGAAUAGAAGGUAAUGAGCCGAAAAAGAAAAGAAUGAAGGCUGAUUCUGAUGUCACAAGGCUUUCUCCUAACAUGAGAAAUCAGCAGGAGUUCUUUGCUAACAUGAAGGGUGAACAAGUGGCGGCUAGGGUCAUUCAAGAGGAUGGUGAUAAGGACGAGUGGUUCAUUGUCAAAGUUACCAAUUUUGACAAAGAUACUAAAAUGUUUGAAGUUCUGGAUGAAGAACCAGGUGAUGAUGAGGAAGGUGGUGGUCAGAGAAAAUACAAACUUCCAUGGUCACAUAUCAUACCUUUCCCGAAGAGGAAUGAGCCCUCUAAUACUCCAGAUUUUCCUCCUGGAAGGCAAGUUUUGGCAGUUUACCCAGGAACCACUGCCCUAUACAAAGCGACAGUAGUCCAAUCUCGUAAGAGGAAGACCGACGAUUACAUUUUAGAAUUUGACGAUGAUGAAGAAGAUGGAUCUCUACCUCGGCGAUCAGUCCCCUUCCACAGGGUAGUCGCCCUUCCAGACGGACAUCGCCAGUAACUAGACACUAUUUAUGGUUGUCCACAAGACCAAGAAUCCAUAACUAGAGUACUAGAACUGCUUCUUGUGUGUAUCUAUGGAGUAUUUAUGUCAGUAUCACCCUCAACAACAUAGUAACCCGUCUGCAUCUAGCUCAAACGACAGACAUUGUUGUAUUAAUCAACUAUCCUGGCAUUGUAAUGUUCAAGUAAUACAAUUCGCUCCGUAUUUGUAGCCGUAUAUGUACAGCACACGGAGAAACUUUGUUCAAGUUACAUUUGCCUUUGAUAAGCUCUUUUCAGGAUGAUCAGGAAACUUGCAUUCAUUAUCCGAGGGUCAGCCUGUGACAAGCUUUUGUAAUGGGGAUCGGAGGAUCCGACCAUGUGCCAUUCACAAUCUGACUAGCAACCCAGUUGUUUGCAGCUUCCGAGUAAUGCACGCCAUCCCAGCUGACAGCCGCAGAUGGCUUCUCACAGGAUCCUGCAUAAACCUCAGUGUCGUUUAUCUUCGCCCUGUGCCCGCACCAAACAUCGUUUCUGGUAUCAUGAUAUCCACAGCAGAUCUUGAAUGGGUCUUCAAAUCCUGUAACAGACGAGGUUUGUUUAAAUAUUGUAAUAGAAUAAGGUAAUAUUUCUAGAUCCGACCAUGGGCUGUUUCUUUUGUUUUAUGCAUUGUUGGAUUCACUUCACCUACCACAUGCAACGUUCCUCCCUGCAAAUCUUGAACAAAACUGUCGGUAGUUUAUAUAUAAAUAAUUUCAUCACCGUC